AUGCUGUUGCUAGCUCCACCUUUGUAUGCAAAGUUAUUUCCAAAACUUGUCCACAAUAUUCACCCAAAAUGUGCACCAUCUUACUUGUAUUACAAACAUAUGCAAGUUUUACAAACAAGAAUAAGUAUUAUAAACACCCAAAACCAUAGAAGUAGAAGCCCAUUGCAAAUUGUCAAUGUGAAGCCCGGAAAUGGAGGAGAAGGGAGAAUUAUGAUGUCUGGUGACGCGGUUAAGCAACCGAGUGAAGUCUAUUGGGGUAGGAAAUGGAAAGAGUUUGACAUGUUGGCAGCAGGAGCAAUGUUGGCGUUGCAUGUACUAUGCUGUUUUGCACCCUUUACAUUCAACUGGGCAGCAUUAAAGGUGACGAUUGGGUUGGAUUUUCUUAGUCGUCUUCUAGGAAUAAAUCUGUCCUUCCACAGGCACUUGUCGCACUAUAGCUUCAUAAUCCCCAAAUGGCUUGAGUACACAUUUGCUUAUUGUGGGCUUCAUGCUCUUCAGGGGAAUCCAAUAGAUUGGGUGAGUACACAUCGGUAUCAUCAUCAAUAUUGUGACACCGACAGAGAUCCACAUAGCCCGACCAAAGGAUUCUGGUUUAGUCACAUUAUCUGGUUGUUUGAUACAAAGAACAUUCAAAAAACGCGUCUAGAGCCGGAUAAUGUCAAAGAUUUGGAGAAACAAUCAUUUUAUAGAUUCUUAAGAAGAAGUUACAUGGCACAUCCAAUAGCACUAGCCCUCCUCCUUUAUGCACUUGGAGGAUUUCCAUUUGUUGUGUGGGGAAUGGGGGUGAGGAUAGUGUGGGGAUAUCAUAUUACAUGGCUAGUGAACUCAGUUUGUCACGGUCGGGGAGAUCAAGCAUGGUACACAGGGGAUCUUUCUCUCAACAACGCGUGGGUAGGAGUAAUAGGAUUGGGAGACGGAUGGCACAACAACCAUCAUGCCUUCAAAUACUCAGCAAGACAUGGGCUAGAAUGGUGGCAAAUCGAUAUCACAUAUUAUGUAAUUCGGCUUCUUGAGAUUAUUGGACUCGCUGCUAAAGUUAAGCUGCCGACUUCGAUUGAUAUUCAGAGAAGGACAAUUCAUACCAAUUCAAUUCAAUCUCUGUAG
Messenger RNA from Erigeron canadensis, 1104 nucleotides. RefSeq names its product palmitoyl-monogalactosyldiacylglycerol delta-7 desaturase, chloroplastic-like. Gene Ontology annotation, molecular function: oxidoreductase activity, acting on paired donors, with oxidation of a pair of donors resulting in the reduction of molecular oxygen to two molecules of water. The transcript has 5 exons. The coding region runs from base 1 to 1104 and encodes 367 amino acids. The record is from RefSeq and is a predicted model, not a curated record. Gene Ontology annotation, biological process: lipid metabolic process. Gene Ontology annotation, cellular component: endoplasmic reticulum membrane. NCBI's taxonomy places the organism in Eukaryota, Viridiplantae, Streptophyta, Magnoliopsida, Asterales, Asteraceae.